CCACAGAACAUACAGCAUACAGUCCAGUGGAAAAUUGCAGUUGCAAAAUAAGAAGUGAAGCUCAAAAAUUUAAACUCAUUCGCAUUUUUAAAUUGUGUUUACUGCGUUUUUCGAAAGAAAAAACUUUUGUUAUCAAGAUGUGGUACUUCAAAUGCAGCUGGGCUAUUUUAAUAUUCCUGGUGCUCUUCACUCUUGUGAGAGGCUCUUGUCUGGAAUAUGGACACUCUUGCUGGGGUGCACAUGGCAAGCGUUCGGGCAAUAGAGCAGCAAUUGCAGCUAAGCAGCCCUACGUCAAUAAACUAGCCGAACAGCUCUACAACAAUGGCAACGCUUUGGACGAUGACAACAGCAGCAACAACAAUAACAACAACAAUAACAAUAGCAAUAAAAAGUAUGACUUGCCGUUGACUUUAGGGGGCGCUGAGGAUAAUACGGAGAAUACGGCAACAAUGCCUGUAAUGGGCGCAGAGCAGCGUAAUCGCGAGUUUAAUGCUGCCAAAUGGACGCAGCUGCUGCGGCAGCAACGCUUUCAACUGCAGCAAUUACAGCGUCAGUUUGAUGCCAGCGAUGCUGCUGAUAGUUGGCGCAAGCUGCAACAAGCCAUGGCUGAGGCUGAGCAACAUCGACAGCAGCAACACCUGCCAAUGGCUGAAAUCUUUGAAGUGACUAAUUGAACUCUGAACGCGAUUGAUUAACUCACGCAUACACAUACACUAAAAAUACAUUAUAAACAAUUAAACGAUAUUUAUUGCAGAAUAUAAACGCUGAUCUGUGCUCUCAUCUGACAAUUGCAUGCUGCGCUCUAAUAAACGAAAAAUUACAAUUAAAAAUUGCAAAUUAUAAAUUGAUUAAAGCACGCAAAUUGCGCAUACGCCACGUGGGCGAAAGUACACAAAUCAGAAACAAGCCCCACUACUAUUGUAUUCACUAAGCAACAUUAAAUGUAAUACAAAACCUAAAGCUUUUAUUUAUUUAUGUCAAUUGUUUAU
Messenger RNA from Drosophila busckii, 989 nucleotides. It is a transcript of the gene CCHa1, whose product is annotated as neuropeptide CCHamide-1. Gene Ontology annotation, biological process: neuropeptide signaling pathway. The transcript has 4 exons. The record is from RefSeq and is a predicted model, not a curated record. Gene Ontology annotation, molecular function: neuropeptide hormone activity. Bases 138 to 674 code for a protein of 178 amino acids. NCBI's taxonomy places the organism in Eukaryota, Metazoa, Arthropoda, Insecta, Diptera, Drosophilidae.